Molecule: messenger RNA, 4563 nt
Organism: Lingula anatina
Lineage: Eukaryota; Metazoa; Brachiopoda; Lingulata; Lingulida; Lingulidae
Source: RefSeq, a predicted model, not a curated record
UUAUAUUAGGGGGCGCAGCAGUACUUUCAGUGGCUUCACCCAUAGACAUAUCCGACGUAGAAUACAUAGGGCAAGGAAACGGAAGCUCAGUGAGAAUAAUGAGCGAAUAAGUGCCUCAGAAUUAAACGAUCAGACUCAAAUUAACUCAAGCGCUUCAGCGGUGCUUCAAAUCACGCAACUUAGUGACAGUAGUUCAAAAAUGAAUGAUCAGAAUCAAUAUAAAAGGGAUGUGGCAACGCAUCCGAGUUCUUAUGCAGACGAAAACGGCGACAGCGAAAAAAUUGCCUUUCAAUGUAACGCAGGGGCUAAUGCGCUUCAGAGCCUAGAGCUACACAACGACAACAACGACAACGAUUGCACAGACAGUCUUCAGACCGCCCCAGGAACAAAGGGUGCUUGGAAAAACAAACAAGGAAUAAACCCUGUAAGUAUUUGCCAAAAACAUGACCCCGUUAAUCCCGAGAAGGGUUGUGAAACGGGCGAUCAGAGAGAGAACAGUUGCAACAAUACCCCGUGUCAGGAAGGCGUGUUGACAUUCCCGCUUAUGAAAGGCUAUGCAGCAGCUGAGACUAGCGACCCACCGCCCGUUCCUGCUAGAACUUACCAAAAAAUAAUUACUCCAGUUACACCUCAGACAACAUCGGUUCUCCCCCCGGGGCUUCCGACUAAGCAACUUACCAGGGGUUUUCACAACACGGGCUUGAAAGACGGGCAAGAAAUUGAGGAAAUAGCACCUACGGGUAUAGACCUAAAUGGGUGCUUUAUCCCCCCUGAUGAAAAUAGAAGACAUUCCCUGUGCAUGUCCUCUUGCUAUGACGUGCUAAACCAGGUAAACAGUGAUUUAAUCGAGGCUGAUUACUGCAGUGAGGCUUGGCCCGACCCGCUGCAUAAAGCAGGGACUCAAACCUCAUGUCCUGAUCAAAACAACUCUGGAUGUGGACCAAGUGGCUGGAAAAAAGUUGAAAAAUUGAAGGUAGAAGACGCCGAAGAAAAAUGGGGAGUGAGUCCACCUGUGCCACAACGUACUUAUAAGCACCGCUCAGGUGAACACCUCCUGAGUGACGCACCUCGCAGUUUCACGCCGUUGACUUCAACACGACAGAGGAGCGCGUCCGUCGGUAACUUAUCAAAAAUAAACAGGUUUUCAGAACAAGGGAGAAAAAGGGCGUCGUCCCCCAGAGACAAACCGCUACCCCCAGCGCCCCAAGUUGAACGCACGUAUAAACGUUUGGUAGGAUUCAGUGGGGAGGGAGUACCCGGCUCGAACAGCUGUGUGAGUGCAUUCCUUGGUGCUGCGUUAAAUACUUGCCGUAAAUAUCCGUCUGAUAGCCAUAUAUAUCAUUCAGGAGUGAAGGCAGCAAUCGAACCAACACCAAAUGUUACAUGUGUAGAAGAAUUUUUGGAGCAUACUCAUGCGAAAACUUCGUCACAAGCGCACCAGACGCCUGCAUUCUCUAUUCCUUCCAUUUUAAUCGAGCCUGCAGACGGUGGUGAUAUUGCUUACGUGGGUGUUGAAAGAAUUGAUUUAAUCGAAGACGAUAAACAUCCGCCUUUUGAUAAAAUUGAAACAAAAAAGGAAUCCAAAGCGAUAAAGAGUAUUUUUAACGUACCACGCGUCCCAGAAAGAACAUAUAAGCAAGUUUUAUCUUUACCAGGUUCUCGCGCUCGUAGUUCGUCGUUCGGUUCCUUCGGAAUGCAUCACAGAAAAGGCGCAAGGGACCAAGACCUUCACGUCCAUUUUAGUCUGGAUACAAGAGACUUGGACUCGAAAGAAACCAUAGAGAAAAACGACAAUGUUGCUUUCCGCCGUCACUCUUUUACUGCCCCAACAAUGUCGCAACUUGUGAGUAAAAAUGCACCACUCCAAAGAACAUCAUCAUCUCCUACAGAAAAAGUCAGUAACGACGAACCACUAUCCCCAAGACAACGGAGCAGUUCAUUCAGCGACUACGUAAAGCGUCUCAUCUCCCCCGGGCCCGACGCCGUCAGGAUGAAAGAACGACUGCAGGCCACCAUGGCGGGAGUAGAGGAGCUGCACAUUUUGAGAGAAAAACAGCGUUUAGCGGUCGAAGAAGCAAAAAUGAUUGGAAAAGCUGGCCGCCAGAGAAGUAAUACAUUUGACCCUUCUGAGCUCCAUGCAAAGAGACGACAGGUUAAAGAACAGCGAACUUCCGCGGCAGAAAGACAACCUACAAGUAUGGCGCCUGAAAAGAGUGGCAUGUAUCUACACCCACAGGACGCACUUAAAAGCGCAUCCAACAUAGUUGACUGGAAUGAUGACGGCACACCUAACACAAUGGGGAGAGACAGAAGCUCAACCUGGUCCGGAGUUCCUCAGCCUCCAACUCCACCAAGAGUCAGGAGACUUAGUGGUCGUCGGAGACAUGAUUCUGGAGGCAAACACAAACACAGGAGGGAUUCUAAUGCCAAUAAACAGACUCAUUCUGAAGUAAAAGAUCCGUCAGCACCUCACAGCUCUCAAACAAAAGAUAAUCUUACUACAAUGAAAAAUCCACAAGAAGUUGAAACAGCGCAUUCCAAACUGGAUAAACUAAUGCAUGACUUUCCCGAGCCUUUCAUGCGCCCACGUACAUUUUCUGGGGGCGAUUUCAAGUUUCCAAGCCCAAUGCAUGCUGUCCUUCUUCAAUGUGAGAACUCAGGGGAAGUCUCAAACCCGGCCAUGCAUUUCCAAUUUUCUAGAAGCAAUUCUGUCGGCAGGGUCGCAGACAUACGGAAGGACCCAACUAGAGGCACAAAGGAACGAAAUGAACCUAGGAUGCCUCCUGCUGGUGUAUCACCUACAGCGCAUUCAUCAUUGAACGUUAAAGACGGACUACGUGACGCCACAACCACCCUUGUAAAAUCAAACGCCAGGGAAAACGGUUCCAAUAAAUCUGAGAACGACUCCUGUAGAUUUCAAGCAAGCAGUGGAAAUUCCACUUCCCCGAAUUUUGCUUCCACUGAUAAAGUGGUGAGAAACGUAAUCUCGGUGGCACAUACACGACGGAUUCCUUUGAAAUCUAGAGACUCUUCGGAAAUAGUAACAUAUUCUGAUAAGCAAAAUAGGAACAACGUUACCGGGAAAUCACCCAAAGAAGUUACAAAAACCUCAGAAUCCAAAGAACAAUAUCAGGCAGAAGUUUUAUCAAAUACGUCCCGCUUUGCUGGUGAAAGGGGAGAUCAAGAUAAUGGGAUAGCACGUUUGGCUUCCUCAUCGCUAAAUGCAGACAUAACCCCCAAUAAAGACAUCUCACUGUUGCAAUGCAGUGAUAGCAGACCUCAUAUUUCAAAGAAAAAUCACAAAUCUACACCUGUUAGCAAAAUCACGACAGAGAAAGCCAUAGCGGAGCUUGACAGAAAUAUCCAGGAGCUCGCUAUCGCAGAUUCAGAAUCUUUAAAAGGGAAAGAAUCACAAAUUCAAACGUCUCCUCCUGUCCACGCUCUUCACGGAGAAAUUUGCUUUGCGUCAAAUCAAUAUCCCCGAUUACAUGCCUCCUCUGCAAGAUAUCUAGGCGAACACAGGAAGCAGAAACCCUCUGCUCCUGUUAUUCGUAUAGAAAAUGGCAACCGUCCUGUGCAUCUUAACAUUAACAUAAACGUUCAGAAUACCGAUGCUAGAAAUCAUCCAAGACAUUCAAAAUCCAAUGACGUGUACCCGGCGCAUGUUUUGGGUAGUUUCGCAGAAGAAGAAGAAAUAAAUGACGAUAAUGAGUCCGCAAAUCCGCCUGAACCUUCUCUACUCGUCACUAGUUCACCGCGACGCUCACAAGAUGGAAUAUUCAGUGUUAGCUUGGAAGAAGGAUAUUUUUCUGAGCCAGGAACACCACGCCAUAGCCUUGCAUCAAAUUUUAGUGAAAUCAGUCACUACACUACUAGUUCAUGUCUCAGCAGUAUGGGGUCAGACGGUGAGAAAGAAUAAGUUCAAGGCAUUAUUAGACGUGUUGGAGAUAAAGUUUGAUAAAUAAUUUACACAGGCGUGCUUUACACAUACGGAUAUACACUUUUGAUCUGGAGAGCGAAGCUUCCAAAUGAAAAUAACGUAAAGUACAUUUUACUCUUAUUCAGAAGGUGAAUUAUAUUUCCCUGUAGACAAGAUUUUAUUGAGAAGCAUUUGUCAGGGUAGGAACAUGUUUUCAUCUUUCGCUCCAGCGUCUAUUUUAGACUCCAGAGGGAACAAGUAGUAAAUUUGGUUGUGUCCCAAUUAUUGAGGAGACCGCUUAACAAUGAUUACAUAUGGGGCGGUGUAAUGGAAAUCGCAUCCCGAUCAGUUGUAAACAAUACUAAACUAUUUGCAGUACUGGCUGAUAUGAACUGCCACUCGUUUCAAAUGCAAGUAGGAUAUUCUCCAUUUUUCUAAAGUUGAAGGAAAAUAAACUGAUUAUUUCGAGGAGUGGUGACUUUUUAAUUCAUUACCUGUUAAUUUCCUGUCUUUAAGAUGGCUAAAAGGGACAAAGAUCGUAAUUUUCAUUCAUUAAACAUUUAUUUAACGUUAUUUCCAAAACCAGAGAAACCUUGUUUGGACAUGCCACUGUCAUGCUCAUACACUCCAACUACAAUGGAGAA